UUUCACUCGAUACCAAUCCAACGGUUCAGUCUAAUCUGUCUCCCCGCAUAUAGUUGGAAGAAAAAGAACGAUUCUCCCAAAUCAUCUCCCAUCUCUCCGGCCAUCGCGUCUGUUAACGAGCCGGCGGUGAUCGCAGGCAAAAUCUAUACCGGCUAUCCGCAGCCUUCAAGGUCGCCUCUGCGUCAAAAGUUCCAAUCCUUCCUUCUCAUGAAAUUUGAGGAGUAACUUUCCUUCCAUGCUGUUGCUUUCUUCAUCGUUUAUGGCUAUGAAAAGCACCUUUUUUUUUUUCUUUUUUAGAGAUUGAUCAAGAAUUGGAUUUGGAUCAGUUGCAAACUUUAGGAAAAAAAUUUUACAUUUUGGAUAAUGGGUUCAAGUAACAUGCCCAGAGCUCAAUGCUUUCAGUAGUUUUUUUUUUUCUUCUUCCUGAUAGAUUUUUGAGAGUUUGAUGGUAUUACUGGCGGUUCUUCAAAUGGGUUUUGUCUUAUUUUGACUGGUUGUGCUCAACUGUGGGCACCUGAUUUUGAUGUUCAAAUUGGGGAAAUUUUAACCAUUCAAGAAAAGUGCAGUGACCAGCAGUUUUGUGCUUAUUUUGAAGUGGAAAAGUAUAUAUAGAAGUAGAAAAGGUUUCUUUAUUGCCAAUGGAUCGUAUUGAUGACCGGUUUAGGAAGCAGGUAGCAGCAAUUCAACGAGUUAUGCUGUUAACAAGAUGCUUUAAAGUGGACAAUGUUCCAUGCCAAAUCGAUGAAGGUCUCUUCCUGGGCUCUGUUGGAGCUGCUUCGAAUAAGAGUGAAUUGAAAAGCUUGAAUAUCACUCACAUUUUAACUGUGGCUAAUACGUUGGAUCCCGCACAUCCAAAUGAUUUCACAUAUAAAGUCAUUGAAGUCACGGACAAAGCGGACACAAAUAUAGCACAGCACUUUGAUGAAUGUUUCAAUUUCAUUGAUGAAGCGAAAAGACUGGGUGGUGGUGUCUUGGUUCACUGCUUUUUGGGAAGAUCCAGAAGUGUGACCAUUGUAAUUGCUUAUAUGAUGAAAAAGCAUGGUAUGAGCCUAUCUCAAGCUCUAGAACAUGUGAAGAGUAGUCGGCAACACGCAGCUCCUAAUUAUGGUUUCAUGUUACAAUUACAGAACUUUGAAAAAUCUCUUCGAGAACAAAGAUGAGCAGACUGAGUGAUGAACAGCGAGAUGAAUGUUACUUGUUUGCGUCCAGAAUUUGAUUAAAAACUCGGGCAGAAAACCCAGGGAAGCUGCUUGUGCAUAUUCAAAGCAGCUUCAAGUUGAUGAUCUUGGAUAAAAUUUGAUCUCUAAUGUAAUGUUCAGAAGUAAAUUAGUUUAUGGUUUAAGAGAUUGCUAUGAAUUACUUUAUUAUAAAUGAAUGUGUUGUAAUUGUAAAUCUCCAUA
Vitis riparia (riverbank grape) is the source of this 1400-nucleotide messenger RNA. RefSeq names its product dual specificity protein phosphatase 1. Lineage: Eukaryota; Viridiplantae; Streptophyta; Magnoliopsida; Vitales; Vitaceae. Gene Ontology annotation, cellular component: cytoplasm. The coding region runs from base 639 to 1160 and encodes 173 amino acids. The record is from RefSeq and is a predicted model, not a curated record. Gene Ontology annotation, molecular function: MAP kinase tyrosine/serine/threonine phosphatase activity; protein tyrosine/threonine phosphatase activity. The transcript is spliced from 6 exons. Gene Ontology annotation, biological process: negative regulation of MAPK cascade; protein dephosphorylation.